AUGGCUUUGCAUAUAACGCACGUCCAUAGUCCCAGCGACUGCGAUUUUUGCAAUCGAAGAACCAUUGGACAAAGCGUUCCAGACUUGUCAGUAGUUUGCUAUGGAACAUCUCCACCUACCCGAUCCCUUUUCCCUAAAAGUCCCAGAGAAACUCCAACUUCAAGUCCAUUGAGGACAAAAGCCCAAAGGGCAAAACUUGCUCGGCACAGACGCACCAGAGGAGCUGGUUCACAUUCACUAAAUGCUGCAACAAGUCUUGAUUUGUUGUCCAGAAGGCAAAUCAACAGAAUGGAUGGGAGCAAGAAAUUGGAAGAUAAUUCUUCAACUGAAACUCCCUUUAGAAGAAGGGUUUAUACCAUGCCCAGUAGAUCAGGCGAUAGGCUACAAGGACCCACUGAUCCUCCAAUGGAAAUGGGCAAUAUGUCUUUCUAUAGACUGAGGAGCUUUAGUGUGACCAGUCGUGGAAGUGUAAUCAACUUAGGUGAUCAAGUAUGCUUUAGGUCUAGGUCUGACGUCAACGUCACCUCUGAGGGUUCCAGAAGCUCAUUGGGGACAGACGAUUUUAGAGAUCGGGCAUCAUCAAGUGCUUCCACUGCUCAGUCAGAUGUUCCUCAUUACAGGGUACUAGUGCUUGGUGAUGAAGGCGUUGGAAAAUCUUCUAUGAUUGCUCAGUUCAUGACUUCGGAAUAUCUUACAGUGAGAAAUGCCCUUGCAAAUGAGUCUCAAGAUAUUGCUUCUGGGAAUACGACUGUCUCAAUACUUUUGGACGGAGAAGAAGCUGACCUCGAAUGCGUUGAAUCCAAGAAUUUAAUACUCUCCCUGGAGGACUUCACGGCCGCGGACGCCAUCCUUGUGACGUAUUCCGUGACCGAUGUGGCCAGUUUCCGGAAGGCUACCAACUGCCUGACCAAGAUGCGUGACCUCGCUAACAAGCAGCCGGUCACUUCGCUGCCCCUGGGACCAGGACUCAGGUCCAAGGCUGUCAUUCUAGUCGGAAACAAAUCCGAUUUGGCACGAGUCAGAAUAGUCACCACAGAGAAUGGCAGGAGUGUCGCAAACAAAUAUGAUGUCAAAUUCAUCGAAACAUCUGUCACCAUCCAUCACAAUGUCGACGAACUACUGGUUGGAGCACUAAGCCAAGUGAGAUUGAAAGCUCGCCAAGCAGCCGCACUCUCCUGCAGACAUCACGCCAAAUUCACAUCCAGAGCCAAGAACCUGUGGAACAGGCUAUUGCAGAAGUGCGAUUUGAGGUUCCAUUCUUGUGACAACUUGCAUCGCCUCUGA
Molecule: messenger RNA, 1284 nt
Organism: Argiope bruennichi
Lineage: Eukaryota; Metazoa; Arthropoda; Arachnida; Araneae; Araneidae
Product: GTP-binding protein GEM-like
Exons: 4
Coding region: 1-1284 (427 amino acids)
Cellular component (GO): plasma membrane
Molecular function (GO): GTP binding; calcium channel regulator activity; GTPase activity
Source: RefSeq, a predicted model, not a curated record